Messenger RNA from Xylona heveae TC161, 2200 nucleotides. Its product is annotated as glycoside hydrolase family 13 protein. Lineage: Eukaryota; Fungi; Ascomycota; Xylonomycetes; Xylonales; Xylonaceae. Gene Ontology annotation, biological process: oligosaccharide catabolic process. The record is from RefSeq and is a predicted model, not a curated record. Gene Ontology annotation, molecular function: alpha-amylase activity. The transcript has 6 exons. The coding region runs from base 1 to 1797 and encodes 598 amino acids.
AUGCAACAAGAAAUCCCAUCGACGACGCUUUCGGCGUCGACUCCCAAGCACCCGCAGCGAGCUUGGUGGAAGGAGUCGACUGUGUAUCAGAUCUACCCCACCUCCUUCAAGGAUUCCAACGGUGAUGGAAUCGGAGAUAUCCCCGGCAUCAUCUCCAAGCUGGACUACAUCCAAGCGUUGGGUGUCGACAUUGUCUGGUUGUGUCCCAUCUACAAGUCCCCGCAAGUGGACAUGGGCUACGAUAUUGCCGACUACAAGGCCAUACACGAGCCAUUUGGCAAACUGUCUGACGUAGACGACCUUAUCGCGGGGCUACAUGCCCGAGGCAUCAAAUUCCUCAUGGACCUCGUAGUCAAUCAUACUUCUGACCAGCACGAAUGGUUCAAAUCCGCAAAAGCUUCAAAGGAUAGCCCUUACAGAAAUUUCUACAUAUGGAAAAAACCACGUUAUGAUGCUCAAGGGAACAGGCAUCCGCCAAACAAUUGGAGCUCGUACUUCUCUGGUAGUGCAUGGGAAUAUGAUGAAGCCAGCGACGAAUAUUACUUGCAUCUGUUUGCCACAGAGCAGCCGGACUUGAACUGGGAGUACCCGCCAGUGCGCGCAGCGGUGCAUGAGAUUAUGAGAUUCUGGCUCGACCGGGGUGUUGACGGAUUCCGUAUGGAUGUUAUUAAUCUUAUCAGCAAAGAUCAGAAUUUCCCCGACGCUCCGAUUACCAUUCCGGGCAACAAAUAUCAGCAUGGAAGCAUGUACUACGCCUGUGGGCCACGUUUGCACGAGUGGCUUCAGGAAGUUGGGAGUAUCCUUAAGGAAUAUGAUGCUUUCUCCGUCGGCGAGAUGCCCUUUGUGGGCGAUUGCACGGAAAUCCUGCGCAGCGUGGGAUCUGACAGAGGCGAGCUGAACAUGAUCUUCCAGUUUGAAAUGGUUGAUAUUGAUCACGGCCCCAGUGGAAAGUUCUCGCCAAGAAAAUGGCCGUUGGCCGACAUGAAGUCCAUUGUCAAUAAAUGGCAGACCUUCAUGUACGAGAACGAUGGCUGGAACGCUUUGUAUAUCGAGAAUCACGAUCAGAGUCGGACAGUCUCGAGAUUUGCAUCCGACAAGCCUCAGUUGCGAACAACGGCUGCAAAGAUGUUAGCGCAUUUUAUUGCUUUCCAGGCGGGCACACUUUUCGUGUAUCAAGGUCAGGAGCUCGGUAUGAAAAAUGUUCCAGAGUCGUGGCCGAUAGAAGAAUACCGAGACCUCGAAACGCUGAACCACUGGAAUGAGCUUCUCGAAUUGUUUCCCAACGACAUCGAGCUUCAAAAGCUUACCAGAACGCAAUACCAGCUCAAGUCUAGAGACAAUGCACGCACUCCUAUUCAAUGGAACGCUUCAAAGCACGCCGGUUUCACUUCCGGACAACCCUGGAUGCGAGUUAAUGACGACUAUCCGCAAGUCAAUGCCGAGGCACAAGUGGGAGUCAAGGGGAGUGUUUUCAGUCACUGGGCAGAAGUGCUCCAACUGCGCAAAGAGUACAAGGACAUCUUCAUCUAUGGCAAUUUCCGCCUUCUCACUGCGGAAGAUGAGCAAGUGUUUGCAUACAGCCGCGCGUACGAAGGCCGAGGAGCCGCAGUGGUAUGCAAUUUCUCAGAUACAGACGUCAAGUGGACCCCUCCUGCGGAGACGAAGCUGGUUGAAGAGGCUAUUCUUCUAUCAAAUUACACUGGCUUGCAUAAAGACAGCGAAGGCAGGAUCCUUCUGCGGCCGUUCGAAUCAUUCGUUUGCCUUCAUUCCGAUCGCUAUCCAGCAUCCAAGAUUUGAUUUGAUUUAUAAAGGCUAUAGUUGGCGCCAAGGUUAUAGAUGGCUAUGUAUCGGAUAUCAUCGUACAAAAAUAUUGAAACAGAAUGCAAAACAUCGAUGUGUCGUUACAUGGAAUGAAUUUCGCAGAAAAGGGAAAACAUAUGAGAAACGAUCAUAGUUUGUUUUCAUGCUGAGAAGAAAGAAACCUGUUGCAGGUCAGGAAAUGGAAGAUUCGGGAUACUGACCUUUUUUCAAGGUCAACGCCAGUAUGAUCUAAAGAUUGUAGAGCAGCACUGGACUGUAUCAAAUUAUUGAGCUUUGCAAGCCUCAAUGCAUCUCACUUCAGCAGGGAUCUAUGUAGCAGGCCAAAUCUCAGGAUGGCCUGCCCUCUCUCAUUCGUCACGGAUUUAUUCACGUGUGCGAG